Molecule: messenger RNA, 339 nt
Organism: Chondrus crispus (carragheen)
Lineage: Eukaryota; Rhodophyta; Florideophyceae; Gigartinales; Gigartinaceae
Product: NADH-ubiquinone oxidoreductase subunit iron-sulfur protein 6
Exons: 1
Coding region: 1-339 (112 amino acids)
Biological process (GO): mitochondrial electron transport, NADH to ubiquinone
Source: RefSeq, a predicted model, not a curated record
AUGCUGCGUCGCGCGCUCGUCCCCGCUCGCGGCGUUCUCCGUCGCGCCCUGUCGGAUGGCCCCACGACACGUCGCCCACGUAUGCACCAACCGCUCGGCAGCGUCCCCGCAGGCACGGAUCCGGAGCUCGUGCGAUCCAAGUGGGGAUCCGAUGCCAUGGACAAGAUCCAAGAGACCGCUGCCACCGAGGUCGAUGGAGACGUCGCCGCUUGCAACGGAGGCGGUGGCGCUCUCGGACACCCCAUCGAGUACAUCAAAUUGUUGGUGUCCGACGAGGAUGCCGGCCCACAAGUCUGCAAGUAUUGCGGCCUAAAGUUUCUCAGAAAGCAUCACCAAUGA